Molecule: messenger RNA, 1182 nt
Organism: Symbiodinium natans
Lineage: Eukaryota; Dinophyceae; Suessiales; Symbiodiniaceae
Source: the annotation of a GenBank genome assembly
AUGUUCUUAGUAACACCUUUCCGAAAUGGGCUCACUCUGGGUGCCACAAGCUCCCUGAGCGCCGCUGAGCUGUACCAGCAGGUCUUUGCACAAGGUUUUGCCAAAGGCUGGACUGGCGGUGCCUUCACGGCAAGAGCUGCUUGUCCACAAUUUCUGUGCCUAGGCCCGGCAUACCACUUCUAUGCCUCAUUUUCCGGUGUCGGCGGCGGCGUGCUCCUCACCAGCCUCACAGAGACCUUGAUCGUCUAUGGAGCUGAGACAAAGAACGCUCAAAUGGCCAUGAACCAGAAGAGCCCUGGCAGCAUACCUUCCGUGCAUCCGGCAUGGAAGCCUUUUGGCCCUGGAUUCGGCAUCCACGUCUUCAGGAAUGUCAUUGCUACGGCGGGACUCCGAAUGUUCUGUACUCCUUGCAGAACUGCCAUCGAGAAGGCGACGGGCACUAGCAAUUCCAUGACUACACUGGGCGGAGACUUCGCUGGAAAUGUCUGUGCAGCGUGCCUAUCUGCACCAGUCCACCAGCUGUACGGCUUCGCUGUGACAACCCCUGAGCUGAGGACUCUUCCAGCUGCGGAGAAGAGGGAGAGAAUGGUUUCGUUCCUGAAAGAUCAGUAUUUGGACACCUCCAAUGGAAGGACAAGGCUCAGUGGACUGGUCCCCCGAGAUCUCUUCAUGCGCAGCAUGUACGUGGCGGUAGCCUACACAAUGUACUCCACAGUCGAGCGAACUUUGGUGGCCAAUUGGAACAGCUGUGAAUAUCCCCUCACCCUGACCAAGAAGAAGGUCCCGACAAGGUCGAGCAGCUUAACGCCACUUUCUGGCAAGGCAAACAAAGGCAUGGCAGCUACUACAGGGUCCCUGGGUUCUCUUGCCCCUGGAGAAGUUGGUCAGGAGUCUGGUGGAGACGAUCUGAGGUAUGUCUUGAAGGAGGGCAGAGACAUGAAUGGCGUGUUCUAUCUGCUUGAAAUGGCAACGGAUGGGCGCAGCUUAGCAAUCACAGCGUACGAUGCCGAUCAAAAGAACACCUUGGAGCUGCUGGUGAACGAGAAAAACCACCGCAGGCUGUAUCGCGACCACAACGGCGACUACAGGGCCAUUGCAGCGAAACUCUGUCUGGACGGCGAGCAGCUCUACAUCAACCACGACGGCAUGGUGCCCGAGGAAAAACCCGAAAGGGCCUCCUGA